GAACGAGAACGGGCAGAUUCACAUCCGACUCCCUCGCCGACCGAUGCCCCCGAGUAGAAGAAUUCCUAUUUCAAGCCCUAGUUCUCUUCAUCAUCUAUGCCGCGGCCAUGCGCAUCUGGAAUAUGCCUCUCUGCCGCAAGCCCUAAUCCUGUAUUCCCUUCGCCCUUCCCGCUCCCUCCCGCCGCAGCUCUGUUCGAUGUUUGUCUUCUCUCCUGAAGCCGAUUGCCGCCUGAUUCCCACAUCUCCAGACCAUCCCAUCUUGCGAUCUCCUUCCCGAUCCUCUUUUGAUUGUUUAAAAAAGAGAGAGAGAAAAAGAUAAGAAUUCAGAAGAGCUCUUCUGUGAUCGAUUGAAGUUUAAAUCUUUCUGAUGGCGGGCCUGGAAGGCCUUGGAUUCAAUGGCACAAAAAGGCCAAGGAGCGCUACAGUGAGGCGACCUCGGUCUGAGGCACAACUGGUUUCAGAGUCAUGUGACAUCUCACCACUGUCUCCUAACCCAUCCUUGAGUAACUCAAGGAAAUUUUCUCCUGAUGAUGAUGGAGGUAGUGAAUCCAACAUCCGUAGGAAAGAAAUUUAUCUGAACAACCCUCCUCCAAGGAAUUCAUCUACUGAUAUGUCUUUGAAGAAGAAUAAGAAGGGUGACAAGAUAUUUGGAGAGGCUGAUGGGGGGUAUUACGGAGCUGACAGUUCUAGAAGUGGACAUGGGUCUGAUAUGAAGCGUUCUAGUGAAGGAGUCCUUGCCCCAGCUAAGUGGAAAAGCACUGACAUUGCCAAAGAAGAUGCUGAGAGGAGGUCAAACCUAGAUGUCAACGUGGGAAAGAGUGGUGAAAAUUCUAGUAUGCAUCAAGUGGAAAGUGCUUCUAAUGCAAUUUCUGAAAAUAAGCCAAGGAAGGUGAAGCUCAAGGUUGGUGGAGUGACCCGCACAAUAUUGGAGACUAAUGAAGGUGGAACUUCUUCUGCAAAACCUCCGCGUUCCGUAGACUCAUCUCGGCAUCAAGUAAAGAUUAUUGCUAGGGAUUACACUGAAUGCCGCUCUCUGCCAGAUAAGAAAGAAUCCAGUGGAUCAAGUUUUACCCGUGGGUUGAAAGAGGAUUCUGAUGCAACACUUUCUGAAACAAGUUUGUUUGUGAAGCAAGCUGACAAGCUUCACAUUGCAACCUCCUCUGAGCCUACCCGUAAGAGCAAGAGGGUCCCAAAGAAGCGUGUGUUUGAUGAUGAGGACGACGAUGAGAUCCGUUACCUUGAGAAACUUAAAACUAGUAAGGAAUUUACAGAUGAUUCUGCCGAGAUUGAUGAUAGUGAGAGUGGUGCAAAGAAAAAGAAAAUAUCUAAGCUCCCAAAAAACAAGAAUUUAACUUAUGAAAUGGAUGAAGAUUAUCCUUUUUCACGAUCAAAUAAAGAGAAUAGGAAGAAGGUAAGAGCAGGAAAGGAAUAUGAUGAUACAGAUUAUAUUGAAGAGGAAGAACCUGGUUCUGAUGGUGAGCCAGAGAUCAAAAGAAGGAAACUAAAGGAAACUAGUGGUUCACCAGCUGAUGUUAGAAGUGAGCCACUUACGACCCGUCAACGGGCACUUCAAUCAGGAAAAGGUGGCAAUGGUGAAAGUUUAAUUGAGUUCCCAAAUGGGCUGCCUCCUGCACCUUCUAGAAAGCAAAAGGAGAAACUAUCUGAAGUAGAGAUACAAGCUAAGAAAGCUGAGGCAGCACAAAGACGGAAAAUGCAAGUGGAGAAGCAAGCUAGGGAAUCUGAGGCUGAGGCAAUACGAAAAAUAUUAGGCCAAGAUUCUGACAAAAAGAAAGAAGAGAAGAAACAGAAAGAACUUGAAGAAAAGGCAAAGUCAGCUAAGUCUCAAGAGCUAAUGCCAAGCACAAUUAGAUGGGUCCUCGGACCCAAUGGCACAGUUGUUACAUUUGCUGCUGAUAUCGGCCUUCCAAGCAUAUUCAACUCCAAGCCUUGCAGUUACCCACCUCCGAGAGAGAAAUGUGCCGCCCCAGCAUGUCCAAAUGCCUACAAGUAUCGUGAUUCGAAAACAAAUCUUCCUUUGUGUAGUCUGCUGUGCUAUAGAGUAGUUCAAGUACCGACCAACCAAGAUGCAGCCUGAAUACAAGUGCUUCUAUGUUUGUUAUUUUCUUAAUGAAGAUUCAUGGUUAUUCCAUGAUAACCCUGUGUAUAAUUUUUGUCUUGUUUUUGGACAAUCAGAUCAAACUAAUCCUGAAUACGUUACCAUACUUUUGACUAAAUGAGAUAUGUUUGCAUAA
Messenger RNA from Zingiber officinale, 2252 nucleotides. RefSeq lists its product as uncharacterized. Lineage: Eukaryota; Viridiplantae; Streptophyta; Magnoliopsida; Zingiberales; Zingiberaceae. The transcript has 7 exons. Bases 368 to 2095 code for a protein of 575 amino acids. Gene Ontology annotation, biological process: chromatin remodeling. Gene Ontology annotation, cellular component: Ino80 complex. The record is from RefSeq and is a predicted model, not a curated record.